UGGUACAAUAGGCCAGAAGUGGCCGCAGUACAAGGGACUUAGUCCCACCCCACUAGCAAUAAGAAAUGGUAAGAACCCACCAACCAGGAAGACAGUUUACCACUUGCACAAGAAAUUCGUGGCUACAGGUUGCUUGUGCCCAAAAAAGAAGAGUGGACGUCCCGGUGUGAGUGAAGAUGUGGAGCAUGUAAGAGAGACAUUCACGAGGAGUUCGAAGAAAUCAGUGCAUCGAAUUCAAUCAGAUUCUGAUACGUUCGUCUUCUAGCAGUAUGGGGUUCCACCCCAUUUUCAUGAUGAAGUUCGUGAAUACAUGAACACGGAGCUGCCCCAGCGAUGGCUCGGACGUGCUGCAGAAGGGGACAUGUUUCGUGAAAUGGCCUCCACGAUCGCCACAUAUCACUCCGUGUGAUUUUUUUUUCUAUGGUGAUACAUUAAAGAUCUGGUGUAUGUACUGCCUUUUCCACGUGAUGUAGCAGAGCUCAAGGAGAGAAUCCAGGAAGCGACUGCCACAGCCGACGAAGCCAUGUUGGGAAGGGUAUGGCAAGAAUUCGAUUACCGUUUGGACGUCUGCCGAGUCACUCAUGGUUCCCACAUUGAAAGUUUAUCAGCUCAAGCAAUGGAUCUACUACCACAUCUCCUGAUACUGACGAUCGUGAUGGCAGAUGUUGUUAAAGUUCAUCAUGCAGCAGACAAGCUUUUAGCCAUGAACCUUGAACAUAUCUUGAAAGUACAGAAAUUCAGGUGCAAGCAACCCCAGCCACGCCUCAUUCCAGUAGAAGAUCUCUUUAAUGUGAACUCAAAAGACCUGUACACCCCACGGGCGACAGUGUUGCAUCGAUGUGGCGAGGACACAGGCUGCUGUCCGAGAGAGGAUAUGACAUGUGUUCCUCAUGAAAUUGAGAUUGUGACACUGAUGUUUAGUGUUCAUGACACUCAGAAUCACAGAAAAUCAAAACAUGAACUGAAAGCUACAAAUCACACACUUUGCCAGUGUGUUGAUUUUGAAUAGCAUGAGGAAAACAUUUUGGAAGUAGUUUUUAGAAAGGGGCAAGCCCACAAGCAGACAGGUGAUGUGAAAGGGACAAUGACCAAUGGAACAAUGCCUCAGCACUCUGUCAACAGCUGUAUUACUGUUCUGUUACAUUUAUUCAUAUUUAUUACAACUGUACAACUGCACUUCUAGAAACAUUUCAGAUUUAAUAUAAGAAUAUGAGCCAUGGAUAUAAAAGUGAAACAUACACUUCAUCUACUUAGCCUGAAAGGCUGUGAAUGUGCAGGAUGUGAGGUUCUCAAAGCCAUGGCUAUGUUAUGCCAUGUACUCUAGUAAAGUUUACUAGCAUUGUGGAGGAAUGUACUGCUUUCAUUGUCAGCUCUGCUUGCUGCUUCCUUGGCAGCUUGACCGUGAAGUUGUGGAGGCAGUGCAUUCUUUUCAAGGAAUGGUAAACUUCUCUCAGACCACACAGUCUAACAUCCCAGGAAAUUUUCUCUUCAAUGUAGAUGUGGUUCAAGUUAAGAUGUUUUCAUUAUUAGUCCACAGUAACAAAGAAAAUAAUUAAAUACAGUCUGAGAAUUGUACCUGCUACUUCCAAAAUGAAGCACAGAUGGUGUGACAUAUAGAGUGUGACUUUUGAUAGAAAUGAAAGGCAAUGCCAUAGCUUAACAGCCCCUUCCCCUGGCACUGCAUUAAAACAGACAGUUUAAUUAAAAUUAAUGUGUUUUAUAUAGUGUUUAUGUAAAAGUAGACAUAAAACUUAAUGGAGCAGUUAUUUCAAAAAUCAAGUGAAACUUUGUGCGGGAUUAGAGGUUUUCACAGUGGUGAUUAUGAAGAGUUCUGUCUUCUGAGUUAUAAAGCCACGUAGUUCAUCGGAAGUGAAUCAACAUUUCAGAGGUAUAUGUCGCCUCCAUCUUCAGGGUCGAAGAAUAAGCCAAGCAGGAAGCUACAACAAUCAAGCAGAGCCAUCAACUUGCUUGGCUUAUUCUUCGACCCUGAAGAUGGAGGUGAUGUGUUCCUCCAAAAUAUUCAUUGACUUUCAACAGAUUAUGUGACUUUACAUCCCAGAAGAUAGAAUUCUUCAAGUGAAACAUUUUUAACAGGACCUGCAUGUAUAGUAUACAAUGUAACUAAAAUUCAAUGCUAAUGAUUUUAAAUAAUUUUCAACAAUAUUUAAAGUACAUACAUGACAUAAAACAAGAUUUUUCUAGACUUGUGAUGCCACCUUCUCAUGCUUCUGCCUAUAUGGGGAGGCCAGCUGAAGUAAAUACAGCUUGGUGGAGUCCCUCUUUAUUUACAUUUUCCAAUAUCCAGAAUUCAUAAAACAUAACCAGAAGUGACAUUGCUUGCUGCAGCCAUAUUUGCAGGUCCAAAACACACACAGUAUGUAUGUGAAUUAUUGCACUGUACACUUUCAAAGAGGACUAACUCACCAGAAUACAUCUAUGUGAUGUUUCUACUACUCAGAGGUACAGGUUGGUUUCUCAUGUCAAACUACCCUUAGGAAUUUAACGUGCUGUGAUGAAGUAAGACUGACAGCCAUGUAAAAUGGUUGCAUAUACAUUUAUAUAUUAUGUAUUUUAGUUAUUACAUUUUCUGAAUUUAUGAGAUAACGCCUAAGUGAAAUAUAUGCUGCAAACCAAGAAUUACUGGGGGCUACACUUUGUCUAAAACGUCUCUUGGGGAUAUGUCAUAAUUUGAACACACAACCGUAUGGAGGAAAGUCCUAUAUGUUCCACAGGAUCUCCAAUAUGGCAAUUUUGGUUCCUACAAUAUAUAAAAAAACAAAAUAUAAUUGCAUUCCAAAAGUUUCAUCACUAUUUGACGAUGACGAAACAUCAAAGACGUUUAAGACACACAACAGUCAUAUAGUUACUUCUGACAGUACUAUUUGUCAACCACUACGUGUGUCCUGCUUUGUGUAAACUUCAUGGCAGCUGCACUUGUUGUGAAAACACUCAGGAAACAUGUACACAGAAUGCUGCAUAACAGAAGGAAAAAUGAGAAAAAUAAUAUUUUAUUUGCUUUUUAUUAUCAAUCAUUAGUAUUUUUCCUGAUCACAAAGACUAGCAACAGGCUGGAUGACUGAGGGGUCAGAGUUUGAGUCCUGGUAGGUUCAAGAAUUUUCUCUUCUGCGC
Cryptotermes secundus is the source of this 3129-nucleotide messenger RNA. RefSeq lists its product as uncharacterized. The coding region runs from base 524 to 1009 and encodes 161 amino acids. Gene Ontology annotation, cellular component: membrane. Gene Ontology annotation, biological process: hemocyte migration. Lineage: Eukaryota; Metazoa; Arthropoda; Insecta; Blattodea; Kalotermitidae. The transcript has 2 exons. Gene Ontology annotation, molecular function: growth factor activity. The record is from RefSeq and is a predicted model, not a curated record.